AUGAACAAGAAGGAGGUAUUCAAACUAGCGAAAGGUUUCCGUGGAAGGGCAAAGAAUUGCAUAAGGAUAGCUAGAGAAAGGGUAGAAAAGGCACUUCAGUAUUCUUAUAGAGACCGAAGGAACAAGAAACGUGACAUGCGUUCCCUUUGGAUUGAACGCAUCAAUGCUGGCACUCGCGUUCAUGGUGUUAAUUAUGGUAACUUCAUGCAUGGACUAGUGAAAGAGAACAUUCAAAUUAAUCGCAAGGUUUUAUCAGAGUUGUCUAUGCAUGAACCGUAUAGUUUCAAGGCUCUUGUUGAUGUUUCUCGCACUGCUUUCCCCGGGAACCGCCAGGUGUCCGCAACACCAAAGAAGGAAGAUGAAGACUUAACCGGGAAAAUGGAGAGGGAGAUGGUUUAUGAAUCCAGACGUGGUACAAAUCCAAGUUCAUCCCCCUACCAGAUCGGAAUCACUAUCUCCAUCGAGACCAAGCAUCCACCUUUAAUGGAGCCUCCACCGACAACAACUAAGUUUCGCUCCUCUCCACCAUUUCUUCUUCUUCUGCCUAAUCUGACGCUUUGA
This is a messenger RNA of Lactuca virosa, 561 nucleotides long. Lineage: Eukaryota; Viridiplantae; Streptophyta; Magnoliopsida; Asterales; Asteraceae. The record is from the annotation of a GenBank genome assembly.